CUAUGCUCGUAACUUGUACGUAAUUCUAACAAAAACAUAAUAAAUUAACAAAAUGGCACCUACCACGAUCCGGACGCCGCCCGCUCUUGCGGACUUCAAGCCUCUUGAAGAGCACCUCCGGCAAACUCCCGAGACAUUCUUCGGCGGAAAGCCAGUCCUCUACUACCAUGCGACCGGCGCAAAGGCCUGGAUCCCCAAGUCGCAGCGCGGCAGGCUGCCCUUCUUCCCAGCCGACCUCGAGGCUGAACCUACAGCUCCUGAAGGUGCCGCUUUGAGCGAGGGUGCUGAGGAAACCGUUGAGCAAAAAGUUGAUCUCUAUGUCAACUCCCAGUCCUCACGCGCUGGACCAGAAGUUAACAACCCCACGCCUCCUCUUUGCAGAAACCUCACAAUAUUCUCCCCUUCCGCCGAAGUUGGCUUUGAGAUCCCCUACCCCGUGAUUAGCAUUCACGCGAUCAAGACCAUUGGCACCGGCGAAACAAAGUACCCCUCCGUCUUCCUCCAGCUCGAGCUCUCCCCCGACGGCGGCGCCGACGACGACGACUUUGAAACCGUCGAACUCACCCUCAUUCCCCCACCUGCUCCUUCCACCGAAUCCCAACAAACCGAAACCGAGGAGGAGCCAACAAUCGGCAAGAAACAACCCGACAAUGAAGCAACAAAACUCUACAAAGCCAUCUCCGCUUGCUCCGAUCUCAACCCCGAUCCCGUCGAGGAAGGCGACGAAGACGAAGACUACGACGAUGACAGGAUAGUCUUUGAGGGCGAUGCCAUUGAAGGUUUCCAGGGCGUGUUUGCGGGGUCGAAUUCGGGAGGUCUGCCGCCGCCGAUGCCUGGCAGUUCCGGGUGGAUCACGGCGGAGAACGUGCACGAGUACUUCGAUGAACAAGGAAACUGGAUCGGUGGGGAAGAGGAGGUUGAGAUUGAGAUCGAAGGAGAGGAAGAUGGUGGCGUAAAUGGAGGAGAGCUUGGUGAAGGUGCUGGUACCGUGAGAAGGAGGGAGGAUGUAGAGGAUCCGGCUGAUGGUGGUGGAGAAAAGGAUGAACAGGGUGAGAAUAAGAGGGCUAGGAUUGAGUAGGGAAGUUGAGGUCGAGUGAGAGCGCCCAGUAGACGCCUGUGCGUUCCAGCUGUUGGAGUGGACAUGGCUAGGACUGGGUACAAUGGGCUUGGUAUGCUUCUGGGGAUGGUCGGGCCCAAACAACGGAACCUUUGGAAACUCCUUUUUCUGGCACGGUGUAUCGGUCUGAAGAGAGACCGAAAAAUUCACGAUCAGCGUGUUAAGGACGGGUCUAGUCCUCAUGAGUACAGACAAUGAUUGCCAAUGCGUGAGUCUUAUGCCUGAUCCGUGUAUUGGCGUAUCCUCCUGACUACCUACCCCGUAAACUUUCG
Neurospora hispaniola is the source of this 1389-nucleotide messenger RNA. RefSeq names its product regulator of volume decrease after cellular swelling-domain-containing protein. Gene Ontology annotation, cellular component: cytosol; spliceosomal complex; pICln-Sm protein complex. Lineage: Eukaryota; Fungi; Ascomycota; Sordariomycetes; Sordariales; Sordariaceae. The transcript is spliced from 2 exons. Gene Ontology annotation, biological process: mRNA cis splicing, via spliceosome; spliceosomal snRNP assembly. Bases 53 to 1078 code for a protein of 341 amino acids. The record is from RefSeq and is a predicted model, not a curated record.